Molecule: messenger RNA, 547 nt
Organism: Aplosporella prunicola CBS 121167
Lineage: Eukaryota; Fungi; Ascomycota; Dothideomycetes; Botryosphaeriales; Aplosporellaceae
Exons: 1
Coding region: 83-367 (94 amino acids)
Source: RefSeq, a predicted model, not a curated record
AGCGUCAGAGGUGCCUGCCAGGCUGCCCGUCCUGCCGUCAUGCCCGUCCGUCUCCCGUGUUUUUUUUUGAAUUUGCUCUUUGAUGUCUUCCAAUGCGCCUGCCCCGCCGCAGCAGCAGGCGGUGCAACCUCCGCCGCCGCCGCCGCCACCUGACAGCGAUGCCGUCGGCUCUCUCUUCUCGCAGUUCACCGCGAAUCCCUACUUCAAUGCCGUAGGUGCUCUCUUCCUUGCGCCUACCUCGCGCCGCCCUGACGACCGACGUUCAGGGCUUCGGUCUAGCAGCUCUCGCCAGUGCUGCACGUUUGGGGCAGCAAGGCCUCAAACGAGGCGCCCACCAGUUCCGUCGCCGCAUGCUGGUCGAGCUUGAGGUCACUCACCAUGACGACUCGUAUCCAUGGGUGCUCAAUUGGAUGAGCAAUUACCACAGAUCCCAGGUGGCCGCAGCCGAGUCGGGCGCAGAGUAUGUGCGCCAAAAUAGUCGCCUUCCUUCGAAGAGCGGUGGGCUCACCCUUCCUUCAGCAAAGCACAAUCGCAAGGUCUAGUCGCG